GAGAUGAGGAGAUAGGCGGGAGCGAGGGAACGAGGGAGGGAGCGAAGGAGGUAGAGAAGAGCGGAGGACAGGGGAGGGAGCGCAGCUUGGUUGCUCCGUAGUACGGCGGCUCGCGAGGGAGAGCCCCGAGCGGACUCCGGGGCGCACGGAGAGGCGGGCGGGCGGGGAUGUUGUGCGGGGCUGCGGCCCCUGCGUCCCUUCCCGCGGAGAGUGAGCUGCACUGAUUUGUCCCUGGGGCGGCAGCGCGGACCCGCCUGGAGAUGAGGCGUCGAUUAGCAAGGUAAAAGUAACAGAACCAUGGCUCAGUUUCCAGCACCUUUUGGUGGCAGCCUGGAUAUCUGGGCCAUAACUGUAGAGGAAAGAGCGAAGCAUGAUCAACAGUUCCAUAGUUUAAAGCCAAUAUCUGGAUUCAUUACUGGUGAUCAAGCUAGAAACUUUUUUUUUCAAUCCGGGUUACCUCAGCCUGUUUUAGCACAGAUAUGGGCCCUAGCUGACAUGAAUAACGACGGCAGAAUGGAUCAAGUGGAGUUUUCCAUUGCUAUGAAGCUCAUCAAACUGAAGCUCCAAGGGUAUCCGCUCCCAUCCGCGCUCCCCGCUGUCAUGAAGCAGCAGCCCGUAGCCCUUCCCAGCGCACCAGCUUUCGGUAUAGGAGGCAUCGCCAGCAUGCCACCGCUCCCGACUGUUGCUCCAGUGCCAAUGGGAACCAUCCCAGUUGUCGGGAUGUCCCCACCCCUAGUAUCUUCCGUUCCUCCAGCAGCAGUGCCUCCCCUGGCCAACGGGGCCCCCCCUGUUAUACAGCCUCUGACUGCAUUUGCUCAUCCCGCAGCCACAUUGCCAAAGAGUUCUUCUUUUAGUAGGUCUGGUCCAGGGUCACAACUAAACACUAAAUUACAGAAGGCACAAUCAUUUGAUGUGGCUAGUGCCCCUCCGCUGGCAGAAUGGGCUGUCCCCCAGUCGUCCAGGCUGAAGUACAGACAGCUGUUCAAUAGUCACGACAAAACUAUGAGUGGACACUUAACAGGUCCCCAGGCAAGAACUAUUCUUAUGCAAUCAAGUUUACCACAGGCGCAGCUGGCUUCAAUAUGGAAUCUUUCUGACAUUGAUCAAGAUGGAAAGCUCACAGCAGAAGAGUUUAUCCUGGCUAUGCACCUCAUUGACGUAGCUAUGUCUGGCCAGCCGCUGCCACCUGUCCUGCCUCCAGAAUACAUUCCACCUUCCUUUAGGAGAGUCCGAGCCAGCAGCGGCAUGUCCGUCGGAAGCUCAGCUUCGGUAGAUCAGAGGUUGCCAGAGGAACCGGUUUUAGAAGAUGAGCAACUAGAAAAAAAAUUACCUGUGACCUUUGAAGAUAAGAAGCGGGAGAACUUUGAGCGCGGCAACCUGGAGCUGGAGAAACGCAGGCAGGCGCUGCUGGAGCAGCAGCGGAAGGAGCAGGAGCGCCUGGCCCAGCUGGAGCGCCAGGAGCAGGAGCGCAAGGAGCGCGAGCGCCAGGAGCAGGAGCGCAAGCGGCAGCUGGAGCUGGAGAAGCAGCUGGAGAAGCAGCGGGAGCUGGAGCGGCAGCGCGAGGAGGAGCGCAGGAAGGAGAUCGAGCGGCGCGAGGCUGCAAAACGAGAACUUGAAAGGCAACGGCAACUUGAAUGGGAACGAAAUCGAAGACAAGAACUCUUAAACCAAAGAAACAAAGAACAAGAAGACAUAGUUGUACUGAAAGCAAAGAAGAAGACUUUGGAAUUUGAAUUAGAAGCUCUAAAUGAUAAAAAACAUCAACUUGAAGGAAAACUGCAAGAUAUCAGAUGUCGACUGACCACCCAAAGGCAAGAAACUGAGAGCGCAAACAGAUCCCGGGAGCUGAGGAUCGCCGAGAUCACCCACCUGCAGCAGCAGCUACAGGAGUCUCAGCAGAUGCUCGGAAGACUUAUUCCAGAAAAGCAGAUACUCAGCGAUCAGUUAAAACAAGUUCAGCAAAACAGUCUGCACAGAGAUUCUCUUCUUACACUCAAAAGAGCCUUAGAAGCAAAAGAACUAGCUCGCCAGCAGCUCCGAGACCAACUGGAUGAGGUGGAGAAAGAAACUCGAUCAAAACUACAAGAGAUUGAUAUUUUCAAUAACCAACUUAAGGAACUAAGAGAAAUACAUAGUAAGCAGCAGCUCCAGAAACAGAAGUCCAUAGAGGCUGAACGACUGAAACAGAAGGAACAAGAGCGAAGGGUCAUUGAACUAGAAAAACAAAAGGAAGAAACCCAAAGACGAGCUCAGGAGAGGGACAAGCAGUGCUUGGAGCAGGCGCAGCAGGACGAGGAGCAUCAGCGGCCAAGGAAACCCCAUGAGGAGGAGAGACUGAGACGGGCAGAGAGCACCAGAAAGAAGGACGGCGAGGACAGAGGCAAACACGACGUGCAGGACAAGCAGGGCCGGCUUUUCCCGCAAUAUCAAGAACCAGCUAAGUCAGCUGUCCACUCACCCUGGUCCACCGCAGAAAAAGGCCCACUUACAAUUUCUGCCCAGGAGAAUGUGAAAGUGGUAUAUUACCGGGCACUGUAUCCCUUUGAGUCCAGAAGCCAUGAUGAGAUCACCAUCCAGCCGGGAGACAUAGUCAUGGUGGAUGAGAGCCAGACUGGAGAACCGGGAUGGCUUGGAGGAGAACUGAAAGGAAAGACGGGGUGGUUUCCUGCAAACUACGCAGAGAAAAUCCCAGAAAACGAGGUUCCUGCCCCAAUCAAACCAGUGACAGACCCGACCUCCACAUCCGCACCCAAGCUGGCCGUGCGGGAGACGCCCGCUCCUCCGGCAGUGACUGCGGCUGAGCCCUCCCCCACCCCCAACAACUGGGCCGACUUCAGCUCCACGUGGCCCACCAGCACCACUGAGAAGCCGGAGACCGAUAACUGGGACGCCUGGGCAGCCCAGCCCUCUCUCACCGUUCCGAGCGCCGGCCAGCUAAGGCAGAGGUCCGCUUUCACUCCCGCCACGGCCACCGGCUCCUCUCCGUCCCCUGUUUUAGGCCAGGGUGAGAAGGUGGAGGGGCUGCAGGCACAAGCCCUGUACCCCUGGAGAGCCAAGAAAGACAACCAUCUGAACUUUAACAAGAACGAUGUCAUCACCGUCCUGGAACAGCAAGACAUGUGGUGGUUUGGAGAAGUUCAAGGUCAGAAGGGUUGGUUCCCCAAGUCUUACGUGAAACUCAUUUCAGGGCCCAUAAGGAAAUCUACAAGCAUGGAUUCUGGUUCUUCAGAAAGCCCUGCCAGUCUAAAGAGAGUAGCUUCCCCAGCGGCCAAGCCAGCCGUUUCCGGAGAAGAAUUUAUCGCCAUGUACACUUACGAGAGCUCUGAGCAAGGCGAUUUAACCUUUCAGCAAGGGGAUGUGAUUGUGGUUACCAAGAAAGAUGGUGACUGGUGGACAGGAACAGUGGGCGACAAGUCCGGAGUCUUCCCUUCUAACUAUGUGAGGCUUAAAGAUUCAGAGGGCUCUGGAACUGCUGGGAAAACAGGGAGUUUAGGAAAAAAACCUGAAAUCGCCCAGGUUAUUGCCUCCUACACGGCCACCGGUCCAGAGCAGCUUACCCUGGCCCCUGGCCAGCUGAUUUUGAUCCGAAAAAAGAACCCAGGUGGAUGGUGGGAAGGCGAGCUGCAGGCACGUGGGAAAAAGCGCCAGAUAGGCUGGUUCCCUGCGAAUUAUGUAAAACUUUUAAGCCCUGGGACAAGCAAAAUCACUCCAACAGAGCCACCUAAGCCCACGGCAUUCCCGGCAGUGUGCCAGGUGAUCGGGAUGUACGAUUACACCGCCCAGAACGACGACGAGCUGGCCUUCGGCAAGGGCCAGAUCAUCAACGUCCUCAACAAGGAGGACCCCGACUGGUGGAAAGGAGAGGUCAACGGACAAGUGGGGCUCUUUCCAUCCAAUUACGUGAAGCUGACCACAGACACGGACCCCAGCCAGCAAUGGUGCUCGGACCUUCAUCUCCUGGACAUGCUGACCCCCACGGAAAGGAAGCGGCAAGGCUACAUCCACGAGCUCGUUGUCACGGAGGAGAAUUACGUGAACGACCUGCAGCUGGUCACGGAGGUCUUUCAGAAACCCCUGAUGGAGUCUGAGCUGCUGACGGAGAAAGAGGGGGCUAUGAUUUUUGUUAACUGGAAGGAGCUGAUCAUGUGUAACAUCAAGCUGCUGAAAGCGCUGAGAGUCCGCAAGAAGAUGUCCGGGGAGAAGAUGCCGGUGAAGAUGGUUGGGGACAUCCUGACGGCCCAGCUGCCGCACAUGCAGCCCUACAUCCGCUUCUGCAGCUGCCAGCUCAACGGGGCCGCCCUCAUCCAGCAGAAGACAGACGAGGCCCCCGACUUCAAGGACUUCGUCAAAAGAUUGGCGAUGGACCCGCGGUGUAAAGGGAUGCCGCUCUCCAGCUUCAUCCUGAAGCCCAUGCAGCGGGUGACAAGAUACCCUCUGCUCAUCAAAAACAUCCUGGAGAACACUCCGGACAACCACCCCGACCACAGCCACCUGAAGCACGCCCUGGAGAAGGCGGAGGAGCUGUGCUCCCAGGUGAACGAGGGGGUGCGGGAGAAGGAGAACUCCGACCGCCUGGAGUGGAUCCAGGCCCACGUGCAGUGUGAAGGCCUGUCCGAGCAACUUGUGUUCAACUCGGUGACCAACUGCCUGGGGCCGCGCAAGUUCCUGCACAGCGGGAAGCUGUACAAGGCCAAGAGCAACAAGGAGCUGUACGGCUUCCUGCUCAACGACUUCCUGCUGCUCACCCAGGUCCUGAAGCCGCUGGGCUCCUCCGGCUCCGACAAGGUCUUCAGCCCCAAGUCCAACCUGCAGUACAGAAUGUACAAGACGCCUAUUUUCCUAAAUGAGGUUCUAGUAAAAUUACCCACCGACCCAUCUGGGGAUGAACCCAUCUUCCACAUCUCCCACAUCGACCGCGUCUACACCCUCCGAGCAGAAAGCAUAAACGAAAGGACCACCUGGGUGCAGAAGAUCAAAGCCGCUUCCGAGCUCUACAUAGAGACGGAGAAGAAGAAGCGGGAGAAGGCGUACCUGGUCCGUUCCCAAAGGGCGACGGGGAUCGGAAGGCUGAUGGUGAACGUUGUUGAAGGCAUCGAGCUGAAGCCCUGCCGGUCCCACGGGAAGAGCAACCCGUACUGCGAGGUGACCAUGGGCUCCCAGUGCCACAUCACCAAGACCAUGCAGGACACACUGAACCCCAAGUGGAAUUCCAACUGCCAGUUCUUCAUCAGAGACCUGGAGCAGGAGGUGCUGUGCAUCACUGUGUUCGAGAGGGACCAGUUCUCUCCAGAUGAUUUUCUGGGCCGGACGGAGAUCCGCGUGGCCGACAUCAAGAAGGACCAGGGUUCCAAGGGCCCGGUGACCAAGUGUCUCCUGCUGCACGAAGUCCCCACGGGAGAGAUCGUGGUCCGCUUGGACCUUCAGCUGUUCGACGAGCCGUAGGGAGCGG
Molecule: messenger RNA, 5449 nt
Organism: Molossus molossus (Pallas's mastiff bat)
Lineage: Eukaryota; Metazoa; Chordata; Mammalia; Chiroptera; Molossidae
Gene: ITSN1
Product: intersectin 1
Exons: 39
Coding region: 298-5442 (1714 amino acids)
Biological process (GO): clathrin-dependent synaptic vesicle endocytosis; endosomal transport; positive regulation of Rho protein signal transduction
Cellular component (GO): clathrin-coated pit; intracellular vesicle; cytoplasm
Molecular function (GO): guanyl-nucleotide exchange factor activity; calcium ion binding; protein binding
Source: RefSeq, a predicted model, not a curated record